GAGAAAAGCCGGGGGCGAAGAAAGGCAGGUUCCGCCUCCCCCGGGCCCGCGUGCACACACACGCCCACCGUGGCUCGGGCUGGCUGAGCGCGGGCGAGUGUGAGCGCGAGUGUGCGCACGCCACGGAGCGCCUCUCUGCCCUCUCCUCGCACCCUGAUCAGGGCAUCUUGAGAGCCUGGAAACGUGAACACGCUUAAAGUAUGGCAUGUUGCAAAGAUGGUUUCUGCCAAGAAGGUGCCCGCGAUCGCGAUGUUCACCGGGGUCAGCUUCGCCCUCCUGCGCUUCCUGUGCCUGGCGGCUUGUUUAAACGAAAACACAGGACAGAACCAAAAGGACGAGAAAUUAUGCCCGGAAAAUUUUACCCGCAUCCUGGACAGUUUACUCGAUGGUUAUGACAACAGGCUGCGUCCCGGAUUUGGGGGUCCUGUUACAGAAGUGAAAACUGACAUAUAUGUCACCAGCUUUGGACCUGUUUCUGAUGUUGAAAUGGAAUACACAAUGGAUGUCUUCUUUAGACAGACAUGGAUUGACAAAAGACUAAAAUAUGAUGGCCCCAUUGAAAUUUUGAGAUUGAACAAUAUGAUGGUAACAAAAGUAUGGACCCCUGAUACUUUCUUCAGGAAUGGAAAAAAAUCUGUCUCACAUAAUAUGACAGCUCCAAAUAAGCUUUUCAGAAUUAUGAGAAAUGGCACUAUUUUAUAUACAAUGAGACUCACCAUAAGUGCGGAAUGUCCCAUGAGAUUGGUGGAUUUCCCUAUGGAUGGUCAUGCCUGUCCUUUGAAAUUUGGGAGUUAUGCAUACCCGAAGAGUGAGAUGAUCUAUACCUGGACAAAAGGUCCUGAGAAAUCGGUAGAAGUUCCAAAGGAGUCUUCCAGCUUAGUUCAGUAUGACUUAAUUGGACAAACGGUAUCAAGUGAAACUAUCAAAUCAAUUACAGGUGAAUAUAUUGUUAUGACAGUUUACUUCCACCUCAGAAGGAAGAUGGGUUAUUUUAUGAUUCAGACAUAUAUUCCAUGCAUUAUGACAGUGAUUCUUUCUCAAGUUUCAUUCUGGAUAAAUAAGGAAUCGGUUCCAGCUAGGACUGUAUUUGGAAUAACCACAGUUCUCACCAUGACCACUCUGAGCAUCAGUGCAAGGCAUUCUUUGCCCAAAGUGUCCUAUGCAACCGCCAUGGAUUGGUUCAUAGCUGUCUGCUUUGCUUUUGUAUUUUCGGCCCUUAUUGAGUUUGCUGCUGUCAACUAUUUUACGAAUAUUCAAAUGCAAAAAGCCAAAAGGAAGACAUCAAAACCUCUUCAGGAAAUUCCGGCUGUCCCAGUGCUAAGAGAAAAGCAUCCUGAAGCACCUUUGCAGAACCUGGAUGCCAAUUUGAACAUGAGAAAAAGAACAAAUGCCUUGGUUCACUCUGAAUCUGCAGUUGACAAGAGAACUGAGGUGGGAAACCAUUCAAGCAAAUCUUCCACAGUUGUUCAGGAAUCUUCUGGAACCACACCUAAGUCUUACUUAGCUUCCAGUCCAAACCCAUUCAGCAGUGCAAAUGCAGCUGAAGCCAUAUCUGCUGCAAGAGCACUUCCGUCUGCUCCUCCUUCCACUCCUUGUCAAGCUAUGUAUGUGUCCCAACAAGCCUCAGUUGGAUCUGCUACUAUCCACCAUGUGUUUGGAUCAAGACUAGAGCGAAUUAAGACCACGGUUAAUAUCGUAGGGACUUCAGGAAAGUUGUCAACCACUGCUCCUCCUUCUGCUCCACAACCAUCUGGAUCUGGCACAAGUAAAAUAGACAAAUAUGCCCGUAUUCUCUUUCCAGUCACAUUUGGGGUCUUUAACAUGGUUUAUUGGGUUGUUUAUUUAUCUAAGGACACUAUGGAGAAAUCAGAAAGUCUUAUGUAGUUUUAUUACUAUAGUAGUUUCGUAAAAUAUGAUGAAAAGGAUGUCUUUUUAAAUGUUUGCAGAGAUAAAUCAUUAUUCUUUACUAAAAUAAAAAGUCAAUGUAUUUUUUCCAUUUUUAAAAUAUGCAAGCCACUAAUUGGGAGAAGUGGUUUAUUCCUCAGUGAAGAGAAAACAAAUCACCUUCCUUCUUGAAUCAGUUCCUCAUUUGAAUUAGAUGAAAUGCUGACCCAUCAUGGAAAGUUUGGUCAAGGGGAAUAGGGCUAUUUGAGAUAAGUGGUGCAUAUCUGUGCAUUGAAACUUGAAAACAGACUAUGACUUUUUUAAAUAUACACUACAAAUAUCAAACAACCACCUGAAUUACCCAGUGGCACUGCCCUUAAUGAGAACUGUUUAUCAGGUACCAUACACAGUGACCUUUGGAGAGUCUCUUACUACCUGCAAGCAAAGGACUUCCCCACUUAAACAAAAUAUGGAGUAAAAAACAAACAACAAAAAAAGACAAACAAGAACAAACACUGGCCAAGAGACUGAAACCUCUGCUACAUCAAAAAGCAAAGGCAUAGCCCAGGGAAAAUAUGUUCCCUUUCAUAUGUUGGCCAAACAGUACUGAACCGUUGACUUGAAAAUCUGUGCUCUCAACCAAAGUUUAGCUCGUAUGAAUUCUUUUUGAUAAUAGUUCUUUCAGUUAUGUAUUCAUUCAACACAUCUAUUCAGAGCCUUCUGUGUUCUCACUGCUAUGCUAGGCACUAUCCCUCUAGGAAAGCUCUUUUGCAUUUAUCUACAAUAUUACUUUAGUAAAAUAGUGCAUGCUCAGGAGCCAUAAACUAGCAGAGAACUUUGCGUUCUUUACUGAAGGAAGUUAAUUUAUAGUAUGGCAGCAUAUUCACAAUAUAUAUUUCCUCCAUAUUGAUAAAGGAUAAUCAGUAUAUUUGAUACUUUUGAGAUAAGUAAACAUUAGUACAACUUGGACAAUUGACUUUGAAAAUAUAAUGAAAAUGUGCUACAGAUUAUUCUGUAUGUGACAAGCACCAUGUACCUGAAACUAAAAUGUGGGGCACUGUAAGAUCUGACAGAUUACCUGUCUCAAAUCUGACCAGAAUCACAGAAUAGAAACAUCAGAAACAUAUAUUCAACAUAAGGCAUUUAGAUGCUUUUCCCAACACAGAUCUACAUUAUCUGGUGAAAUACUACCUUCUGGAGAGUUUUUGUGUCCAUAGCUCUGUAUUUCUGAACAGUUUUUGUGUUUGUUUUUCUGAGAGUUUUUGGAAGAUUUCAUAAUUAAAGGAGCAGCAAAACAAUGGAGAAAAGAAAAAAAAUCACAACAAAAGGGCAGGAUGCUGCUGACUCUGAUAUGCAAUUUAAAAGGAUUUUCAAGCAAUGAUUUUUCUUUUUCAUUGGAUAGGCUUAACAACUUAAUUUCAUUCUUUGCAGCUGUUUUAUGAAGCUCAGUCCAGGUCUCAUUUUUUUGUUUGUGUUGUUUCCAAAUUUUUCUUCUAUACCUCUCUACCCAAUCUGGGGAUGUGCCAGUGAAUGUUUUCUGAGUGUUUGGGGUAGCAUUAUGAUAGUAAUGGACACCUUGCAAACAGGAUUUUAUUUUCUAGAAAAGAAUUGUUAUUAAUUUAUUGAUGUUGACUUUUCAGUUGUUAGAUUAUCUUGGGAUGGUUGUAUAUGAGAUCUGUAAAAUGUACAAAUGCCAAUUAUUAAUUGUUAGUCAUUUCUGAGAACUUUUUCUUGGCUAUGUCUCUCGAUGUUUCAUAGAAUUAUCACAUUUUAAGGCUGAAAGAAGAUUUAGAAAUUAUCUAGUGCAAACCCCUCAUUUACAAAUUGAGGCCCAAUAAAUUUGUAUAUAUUGUAUAUAUUUAAUAAAGAGUACCUGCACAAAAAAGUUUAUCAUAAAUUAUUUCAUGAAUGUGAAUUGGCUUCCAGGCUUGAGGACAAUCCUUGAAAUUGCGUUUGGAAGCUGUUUGUUUUCAUUAUUCUGAUGAAAUGGCCUUAUUUCUUUGAUGAGGAUCAUUUUCUCCUUCUUAUUUAUUGAUCUGUUCUUAAGAGAUAUUCCAUUGGCUUUUCUUUUUAAUUCUUCUGUAAUCUUUUUAGAUUUUAAAGGAAUAAAAAAUAAAUGAAUUUAGAUUUGUAGGCCAGAGAUCCAGUUGAACUUGUAUUUUUUCUUACCUUUGUAUAUGAAGAAGAUUUUAAAAUAAAUCAAGUGGCUAAACAAACAUUAAGGACAGUUAACCAAGGAUUCCUAACUGUUAAUUUGAAGAUGAAAUUGACCAGAAAGUUUAAUCGUUGGUAAAUAAAGAAUUAUUUAAUUUA
Molecule: messenger RNA, 4197 nt
Organism: Choloepus didactylus (southern two-toed sloth)
Lineage: Eukaryota; Metazoa; Chordata; Mammalia; Pilosa; Megalonychidae
Gene: GABRA4
Product: gamma-aminobutyric acid type A receptor subunit alpha4
Exons: 9
Coding region: 217-1884 (555 amino acids)
Biological process (GO): nervous system process; regulation of postsynaptic membrane potential; chloride transport
Cellular component (GO): neuron projection; GABA-A receptor complex; synapse
Molecular function (GO): inhibitory extracellular ligand-gated monoatomic ion channel activity; GABA-A receptor activity; transmitter-gated monoatomic ion channel activity involved in regulation of postsynaptic membrane potential
Source: RefSeq, a predicted model, not a curated record